This is a messenger RNA of Manduca sexta (tobacco hornworm), 1587 nucleotides long. RefSeq names its product dynein regulatory complex subunit 2. Gene Ontology annotation, biological process: cilium-dependent cell motility; axonemal dynein complex assembly; regulation of cilium movement. Gene Ontology annotation, cellular component: axonemal dynein complex; axoneme. The transcript has a single exon. The record is from RefSeq and is a predicted model, not a curated record. Lineage: Eukaryota; Metazoa; Arthropoda; Insecta; Lepidoptera; Sphingidae. The coding region runs from base 147 to 1535 and encodes 462 amino acids.
GCUAGGAAUCAUUGUCAGUGUCAGUUUAAUAGUGUUUAUAAAUAUUGUUUGCUAUCAAGACUUAUUGGAUUGGAAGACAUUUUCAUUUUAUAUCAUUGUAAAAUAUUAAUUUUAUUUAUUGGAAAAAUCAUUAUACUUAAUUCAAGAUGGCAGAUAAAAAGGCCAAAAAGGAAGCGAAGAGGUUAGAAAAACUAAAAGCUGAGGCCGAAGCGAGAAAACAAUUGAAAAGGGAAGAGCUUCUUCGCGAAAUGGCUGCUCAAGCCGUGAGAAAGGGCGAAUUGGAUAAAAGUUGGCGUGAAAUGAUGUUAAAGAUAAAGGAGCCCGUGUUCAGGCAAGACAUCGAAGUCAUGUGGCAUACGUUCGAAAGAAUGUAUGAUAAAAAGGACCAUCUAAUUAACUACACAAUAAAGCUUAUGAAUGUUGCCGAUGACCAGUUUCAGCGAACUGUUGCGAGUUUCUGUGAUACGAUUGACACAAUGAUUAACAAAUUUCUUUUAGAUUUAGAACAAUUGUCGAAAGAUAACAAUCGUAGAACUGCUGCGUUACUCAAACGAGGUGAAGAUGACGCAGCACGUAUUAUGACAGAUCAUAACGCCGCCGAAACGCACCUUCAGCUUUUGUUAUACCAUGCUCAUACUACGGCCGAUAGCUUGGCUUGGACUACUCGAGGCGAAAAUUUAGUGAAGGAAGACGAAGAAACAAACAAAUAUGCAAAUGAGCGUGAGAAUUUACGCUCAUUUUUGGAAAACAAUUACAGUUCUAUGUGGGAUGAAUAUAAAGCCGUUCUAAAAAACUAUGUUGUUGAAACUGCCGAUAAUCAAAAACAGGUUCGGAAGUUGCGACAUAAAGAAAAUUUAAUGGCUGAUAUUAUCGCUUCGCAAGGUAAGAAAAUAGCAAAUAGUGAUGGAUUGCUAAAACGCCUCCGUACUGAAUUGGCUGCUUACGAAUCCGGUACUAAGCAAGCCGUAUUCAGAGACCGACGCAACAGACACAGAGAUGCAUGUUAUCAACUCAAGAAAAGUUUAUAUGAUGGUGUCGAUACUGAUGGAAGACAAUUAGCUAGAAUGGUACGAAUGUCUGACGAUACUGUUGAAUGGCUUGAAUCAGCGCACAAGAAAGUUGAAAAAAUUCUACGCAUGGCUGCACUUUGCCGUAAAUUUGAAACUCGGCAAGAAAAAGUGCUACCAUAUGGUUUUACUAUGCCUCAUUCGCCUGUACAAACUAAAACUAAUAUCCGUAAACAACAAUCCGAUGAUUCUUUAGUAACAAAUGCCAUAUCAAGUACUUGUGGUUUGACAAGGCUAUGGCAGAAAAUAUCAAGAGCCGAGUUAUCAAGAAGAGCUUUGAUGCGUGAAAAAAUGUUACUUGAACACGAAAAUUCUAUUAUUACACGAAGACUGCAGGAAUAUAAAGAGAAUAAGUUUAAACCGGAUACCCAAGGAUGUUUAUGUAAUAAAACGGAAAACAAAGUUUCUACUUCAACACCCGUUGCUAUUGAAGGAGUUUUUGAAGUUUUAAAAGCGAUGCGUAAGUAAAAUUAGAUGGUCAUAUUUGAAGAGUGAUGAAUAAAUAUUUAUUUUUGUUUAA